UCGAUUCUGUCGCGGGCGGGCGUUGUGUUGAAGUUGUGGGUCUGUUUCCGGAUGCCGCAACACUCACCAUCGUUAUUUUUUUACAUUUCAGUAAAUUGAAGAGCUUCUAUCGAGCAUGCCAAGGUAGUGCAAGAAACCUCGCUGACUCAGUACGGGUCGAGAUUCGUCCGGUCAAGGGGCUCCAUGGAAUAAGGCGUCUUCCGAAGUUUUGUGGUCCGUUUUAUGGUUUUGGACUGUUCGGCGACAUGUCUCGGACAUAAAACCAUCUGAGCAACAGGGUGAACCAUGUUCUACGCUCAGUACGUGCUGAACAAGAAGGGCCCGCUGGCUCGGAUCUGGCUGGCUGCCCACUGGGACAAGAAGCUCACCAAGGCCAAUGUUUUCGAGACGAACAUCGAGAAGUCCGUCGACGGCAUCCUGCAGCCCAAGGUCAAGCUGGCGCUGCGCACCACUGGUCACCUGAUGCUGGGCGUGGUGCGCAUCUACUCCAAGAAGGAGAAGUACCUGCUGGCCGACUGCAAUGAGGCGUUCGUCAAGAUCAAGAUGGCCUUCAGGCCAGGCAUGGUGGACCUGCCGGAGGAGAAGCGGGAGGCGGCCGUCAACGCCAUCACCCUGCCAGAGGUCUUUCACGACUUCGAUACGGCCAUGCCAGAGCUCAACGACGUGGACAUCCAGGCACAGUUUUCGUUCAACCAGUCGCGGGCUGAGGAGAUCACGAUGCGCGAGGACUACGGCAACAUCUCGCUGGUGACCGGCGACGACGGCUUCGGCGACAUGGGCUUCGACGCUGAGCCACCCGAGCUGAUGCGAGACGCUUCCUCGCUCGAGCCCAGCCUCGAGAACGCCAACCUGCUGUUCGACGGCAGCGGCGCGCCCAAGCCGGAGGCGGCGCCGGCGCCCGAGGCCGUGCAGCAGUCCACCUCGAAGGCCGGCGUGUCGGCACUGGAGCUGGACGCUCCGAUCCGAGACGACGGCUUCGGCGGCAACCUCGGCCAGGACAUCAUGGCCGGCGGCCUGUUCGACGGCGGCCUGUUUGACGACGCACCCAUGCCGGACGCGCCGCCGCCCUCCGAGCCGCCCGAGUCGCCGGCGGCGGCGGCGCCCGAGCCGCACCACUCGGACGACGAGUUUGACCGGAUGGACGCCAGUCCGAUGGGCGGCGGGCACAGCUCUGACGGGGACUCGCGGCCCACCUCGCCGACGGCGGCUGCUGCGGCCGGGACCGAGGCGCCCGCCGAGCCGCCGCCGCCGCCACAGCCGGAAGCCGACGCCGAGCCGCCGGCGCACGAGCAGACCACGCUGCUGCAGAACGAGGAGGAGACGUUCGCCCUGCCGCCGGUCGACGCCAGCGCCCUGAAAGCUGGCGUGACGCGCAGCAAGCGGAAGCGGAAGCUGAUCGUGGACGAGGUGAAGAACAUUUCUGGCGAGGAGAUGAAGACACAGCUGUCGGACACGGCCGACAUCGUGACCUCACUUGACCUGGCGCCGCCCACCAAGCGACUCAUGCACUGGAAGGAGACGGGCGGCGUGGAGAAGUUGUUCGCGCUGCCCGGCCGCACCAUCCCGGCCACCAGCCUGGGCAGGAUGUACAUGCGCCACCUGACGUCUCGACCGGCCGACAACGAGGAGGGGGGCGAAGAGGCGGCUGCCGUGCCGGAGGACGAGCUGCACGUGCCGCCGGAGCCGGCGCGCACCGACGAGCGGCCUGCGCGCGCCGCCGCCCGCAGGAAGCGCAAGCGGGACCCCGAGCCAGAGCCGGAGGAGGAAUCCCCGGCCGGGGUGGAGCAUCAGUUGCUACAGCAGCAGCAGCAACAGCAGCAGCAGCAGGCGGCGGCGGCAGCAGCGGCAGCAGCAGCAGCGGCAGCGGCGGCGGUGGCCGAGCAGGAGGCGGCCGAGCCGGUUGCGGAGCCGCCGGUGCCGACGCCAGCGGCGCCGCCCGCCGAGCCGGAGAGCGUGAUGACGGCCCAGGCGGCCGUGGAGCCACCCAUCACCGACCAGCCGCCGCCCAUCCCGCACAUGGAGAACAUGGGCUACGACCAGCAGGUGUCCAACCUGGCCAACAUGGGCUACGACGAGAACAUCGCGCCGCCGGUGACACCGGGCGCUGUGUCGGACCGGGGCCCGCUCAGCGUCUACAGCAAUGGCCCGGCCACGCCCUGGGACGACGACCUGGCGCAGACGCUCGCUCAGCCGGAGGAGGCACAGCAGGAGGGCGAGACGUACGCCCAGUUCGAGGACCGCGUCAACAACAAGCGCGCAGCCGUCAUGUACCGCGUCAUCAAGACCAAGUUCGAGCUGAGCGACCAGCUGCAGUUCAGCGACCUGGUCCGGCGCAACAACCGCAAACAGGUGGCACAGAAGUUCUACACGGCGCUGGUGCUGAAGAAGCUGCAGAUGCUGGAGCUGGUGCAGGAGUCGGCCUACAGCGACAUCGUGAUGACGCGCGGCCCCGGCUUCUCCAGCGUCCAACUGUGAGCAGCUGCCGUGGCGCAGCAGCGGCUGUGAGCAGCUGCCGACGACGGUCGCGCCGCGACCAGUACAAACAGGCCGGCCGCCGGCACGGUCGUCCGCCGUCCGCGGUGCAUCCGGACGCCACGAGCCAGCGGCGACGCCCGCGCGGCGGCCAGGACCCGCGCCUCCGGGGUACUGCAGCCGGAGGCUGCAUGCCGGCGGUGCAGACUAAUCAUCUGGAUCACGUGUCAUGGACGAACGGUCACUGCGUCGGCGCCGGCGGGCCUGUGGUGCCGCCCGGCCGCGCACCUUACUGAAGGUGUAAAUCGCUCGUAGUGUAGCUUUCCGUGCCCGGCGUAUCGCUUUGCCAUUAGACGUUUGUGACACCGGAUGGGUGUGUGACGCCCUGCCGAAGGGCUUGACCCGCGCGCUUCUCUCGUGCUGUCAUGUUGGGCCGCGGGCUCACUCGGCUCCCGCGCUGUCGGUCGAUCGCGCGCCCCUCUGGCAGGCGGCAUGUCGCGACGGUGCGAGCGGACAGUGCGCCGAGCCGACCUGGGGCACGCCGCGCCGCUGGGAGACCAAGGAGACAGCGCUGGGCGCUGGGUGGUUCGCCGGCGCCAAACGAUCCGAUCGCGACUCGCUCCCGAUUCUGUUCCGUGCGAUCUGCCGUGAUCACGGUCGUGCGGUGGAUUCUGUUCCGUGCGAUCCGCCGUGGUCACGGUCGUGCGGUGGAUUAUGUUCCGUGCGAUCCGCCGUGGUCACGAUCGUGCGGUGGAUUCUGUUCCGUGCGAUCUGCCGUGGUCACGGUCGUGCGGUGGAUUCUGUUCCGUGCGAUCCGCCGUGGUCACGGUCGUGCGGUGGAUUCUGUUCCGUGCGAUCUGCCGUGGUCACGGUCGUGCGGUGGGUGUGGUGCUGCCUGGCGGCGUCAGCUGACGCGACCGCCCGGGCCUGGCCGCCGUGUCCGGGGCGGCGGGAGGGCCGCCUGCGGUGUCGAGGUCAUCACCCGUCUCAUGACCGAUCUCACGGCGUCCACGCAUGCGCGUGUCAGGCUGCAUGCGAUCACCGGCGCGCGGUGGAUGGUGUGCGUACGUUUUAUGCAGGAGCAACAUAGAUAAUAGACGAUAGAAACAAG
Pollicipes pollicipes is the source of this 3583-nucleotide messenger RNA. RefSeq names its product RAD21 cohesin complex component verthandi (gene vtd). The record is from RefSeq and is a predicted model, not a curated record. The coding region runs from base 286 to 2475 and encodes 729 amino acids. Gene Ontology annotation, cellular component: cohesin complex. Gene Ontology annotation, molecular function: chromatin binding; protein binding. Gene Ontology annotation, biological process: replication-born double-strand break repair via sister chromatid exchange; sister chromatid cohesion. Lineage: Eukaryota; Metazoa; Arthropoda; Thecostraca; Pollicipedomorpha; Pollicipedidae. The transcript is spliced from 14 exons.